Messenger RNA from Harpia harpyja (harpy eagle), 2540 nucleotides. RefSeq names its product family with sequence similarity 221 member A (gene FAM221A). The record is from RefSeq and is a predicted model, not a curated record. NCBI's taxonomy places the organism in Eukaryota, Metazoa, Chordata, Aves, Accipitriformes, Accipitridae. The transcript is spliced from 7 exons.
CCUCCUCUCUCCGCGCCCAGCGCUCCAGCCGCCCUGCCCGCCGGCGGCUCAACGGCGGCGGGGCCCGGGCAUGGAGCGGCUGCAGGUGGAGGCGGCCGCCCUGGAGGAGUACGCGGAGUACCGGCGAAUUGUAGGUGAUGACGAUGGAGGAAAGCUCUUUACCCCUGAGGAAUAUGAGGAGUACAAAAGAAAAGUAUUACCAAUUCGGUUACAGAACAGGUUGUAUGUGAGCUGGAGAUCACCAACUGGCAUGGACUGUAAGCUUGUGGGACCAGAGACACUGUGCUUUUGUACUCACCGGUAUAAGCAACACAAAACGGACUAUGAAGUGAUUCCCAAAGACUGUCCUAUUUGUGUGCCUUGUAGAGUGAGCCGUUGUCAGUGCCAGUCCUAUCACUAUGUCCCUCUAAAUGGCACAUAGCCCAUCCGUUGUAGAUGCAAACACUUUGCUGAUCAGCACAGUGCAGCACCUGGAUUUUCAUGUAACUCUUGUUCCAAGUGUUUGGGCUUUCAUAGCUGCUUUACCUGUGCAUGUGGUCAGCCAACAUAUGCUCAUGAAACAGUCGUGGAAACUUAACAAGAGCGCUUAGCUGAAGGAAAGCCUGUGGGGCAGGAUGUUCCUUAUGCUGCUAUGGGAGGACUGACUGGUUUUAGUUCACUAGCAGAAGGCUACAUGAGACUCAAUGACAGUGGAAUAGGGACUCCUCCUGCUGAACUUGCAGAAUCCCUUGUUACCAGCAUGGAUCAUCCAUUUCUAAAAGCAUUUGAAGGACCUUCUAGUUCUGCUCAAACCAUCUCACAGAUAGCAGGUGGUUCUAGUGCCACAAGGCAAGUUUCUCAUGGAAAGCAUUCAGAAGAUGAUGACAUGGCUUACUUUGAAAAACGUUACCAAGAACGGCUGAAAAAGGAGAAGGCUGCUAAACAGAAAGAAAAAAGUCCAGUGCCAUCAAAGAAGCCAGGAGAUUAAUAAAUACUUAUUAUAUGGCACAGUGUUAAUCGUUGUAUUGAAGAGUAUUUUUCACUGUCCCUACCUGCACGCUUGUAUUUCUUCAUUUCUUUAUUCUGCUGUUUUGUUCUAUUGCUGAAAUUAAAUUUUUAAUUAUCUUCUUGUAAUAAAGAUUGGUACUUUAAUCAAUGCAUUUGUAAUCUUCAUAAUUGUUACAUAGAUAUUCCUUUGAGGAUGGAAAAUCAUAUUUAGAGAUUUACAGAACUGUUAUUUAAGAUCUGAGAGAAUAACCAUGUAUUUAAAUAUUUCAUUGUAGUAGGGCAAAGAAAAUACAUGUCUUACAGUCCUGUGACGCGCGCACUUUAUUUGUAGAGUCCUUAGGACUCAUCUUGUUCAUGGAUUUUUACUUGGUAGGAUUCGUUUUGUUAAUAUUGACAUUUUAAUCUUUCCUUCAAAUCUUUUUUUUUUUUCUUUCUGUUGGUUUCAUCGCCUUUACAUAAAAUUCAAACAUACCCUUCUCUCAUGCUUCUCUAGGCUCUGUUCUUGCCAAAGUAUAAAUAUUUUUUUAUAUGUGAAGUUCUGUACGCCUGUAAACCCAUUUCCACACAUCCUUACUAGCUACUUGAAGGGAUCCUGCUUGUAUACUUUAUCCCAGAUUUCUCUGUCUGAUACUGUCCAUAACAAUGAUUCUAUUACACUAAACUUCUGAAAACAUUAAGUGGAAAUGGAUAUGCUAUUUAUUGCAUGUAAACAAAUAAUUGUAUGGCUUUAUUAUCAAUUUAUAUAUCCAACAGAUACUCUUUCAUCAUGUCUAAUCCAUCACACAGACUUCCUCAAGAAGGGAGAUGUGCUUUUGUAUUCUUUGCCCAUAUUCACAGCUGUGGCAGCAUAUGUUGUGUUAAAGGUGGGGGACAGGAAAAUUUAAAAUUCGGUAACUUUGUGUGGUGGUUUAAAUCUGCGAAGCAGCACAGCAAGAACUUGGUACAGAAUAACUGUCAGAGGCUGCAGCUUAGGAGGCAAAAGCAGAGCCUGAGCUAACUUUGUUAGUCUCCUUUGAAAACAGAGAGGUGUAAGUCAGUUUGUGCUUAAAAAUACUUGAAGAUGUCUGGGAUUGAAGACUUUUCAGGUGGUAUGUGUGUACUGAGAUGGUAUAGCAAGAGUUGCCAGAAGCUUACAAAGCUCUGAUUCCCAUCAGAGAGAAUGCCUCUAUGUGCCUGAUUGGCAGAGGAAAAGAGGUGAGGUUGAAGGCAUUUGGUGCAGGGCAACUUGCUUUUUUGUUCAGAUAUCAGGUGUGGAAAGAGAGUUCUUGGGAUUGCAUGCAGGUCGUACAGUGACUGAUGGAGGUGGCUGGAAUCCAAGUGAGAAGGGAAUGGAAGGCUCAGUUGCCCAAAUUCAAAGAUUAAAAAAGGCCAUUUACCUUAACUCUGACGUAUGCUGCCAUUACUACAGAUGCCAAUCGGAGAGGUUAAUCUGUUACUUUAAUUUAAAGGUGUAAUAUAUCAAACUGUUAAUGAAUAUUUUAAAAUAACCUUUACCUUUAAAUUCUACACCGCUACAUACUGCUUUAACUUAAUAAAUAAAAAUAUUAAUUGGA